CAGCUCGUCAUGUCGCGCUACCCCGACUACCUCUCGCCGUCCGCUGCACCGGCCAAGCUGUCCAAGGCCCAGAAGUCGCGUGCGCGACGUGAGCCCUCGGGUGUCUUUUCGCUGUUCGAGCCGCAGCAGAUCCAGCAGUUCAAGGAGGCGUUUCAGCUCAUCGACCACGACAAGGAUGGCUGGGUCACUGAGCCAGAUCUUCGAGAGCUGUUCACCAGUCUGGGCAUAACGCCUUCCAAGACGAUGAUCGACGACCUGCUGAGCGCCCGGCCUGGUGGACGGGGUCAUAGCAGAAUGUCGUCGGCAUCGAUGGCUGAACCUGCUUCGGGCGAGAAGGGGAUCAACUUCACGAUGUUCCUCACCAUGAUGAGCGAGCGUCUGUUCGAGUUUGAUCCUGAGAACGAGCUGCAAGAGGCAUUUGAGUGCUUUGACGAAGAUGACUCUGGGUCGGUCAAGGUGAACGAGAUGCGCAAGUGGAUGAGCGAGGUCGGGGAAAGGAUGGAUGAGAAAGAGGCGCAAUAUCUCAUCUUGUGCAUACAGAUCGACAAGUUCCUGAAGAGCUCAUUUGCAGACCGUCAGGGCAACUUCAACUACCGUGAAUGGAUCAAGGUGCUCCGAGUGAACGAUGAGGGCGAAGAGGCAGAGGCAUCAUGAUUGCGCAGUGCAUUUCCUGUAUUUUACCCAUUACGUUGUAUAUUGUUUUGCUAACGAACACCAUGAAGCUCAC
Messenger RNA from Coniophora puteana RWD-64-598 SS2, 727 nucleotides. RefSeq names its product EF-hand. Gene Ontology annotation, molecular function: calcium ion binding; myosin heavy chain binding; cytoskeletal motor regulator activity. Gene Ontology annotation, cellular component: myosin II complex; cytoplasm. Gene Ontology annotation, biological process: mitotic cytokinesis; actomyosin structure organization. Lineage: Eukaryota; Fungi; Basidiomycota; Agaricomycetes; Boletales; Coniophoraceae. Bases 10 to 654 code for a protein of 214 amino acids. The record is from RefSeq and is a predicted model, not a curated record. The transcript has 3 exons.